CAUGGGAAGAGACUCUGCCAUCCAUUCACUGGGCAGCUCAUACCUGUCAUUACAGAUCCCUUAGUGGAGCAGGAGAUGGGUACAGGGGCUGUGAAAGUGACACCAGCUCAUAGCUAUGCUGACUAUGAAUUAGCUCAUCGGCAUGGACUGCCUUUGGUUUCAGUGAUUGAGGAAGAUGGUACAAUGACUGCAGAGUGUGGGGAAUGGCUGCAGGGCCAGAAUAGGUUUGUGGCUCGAGAGAAGGUAUUGGCUGCUUUGAAGGAGAAAGGUCUUUACGGAGGUGCAAAAGAACAUCCCUUGGUGCUUCCUCUUUGCAGGUAA
Messenger RNA from Anolis sagrei ordinatus, 321 nucleotides. Lineage: Eukaryota; Metazoa; Chordata; Lepidosauria; Squamata; Anolidae. The record is from RefSeq and is a predicted model, not a curated record.